AUGGAAGCCGGGAAAUGCAGCAAAAUCCGGUGCAUUGUCAGGCUGCGCCAGAUGCUACGACGGUGGCGCAAUAAGGCACGCAUGUCCUCGGCGAACGGCGUUCCGUUGGAUGUCCCGCCUGGCCACGUGGCGGUCCGGGUCGGCAGAGACUGUGUUAGGAGGCAUGUGAUGAAGGCCAGCUACCUGAACCACCCUUUCUUCAAUAAGCUACUGAGUCAAGUGGAGGAGGAGUACGGAUUCUCCAACACCGGACCGCUCUCCAUUCCAUGCGACGAAGAAACCUUCCAAGAAGUUCUCCGGUUUGUUUCCAGGGCUGACUCUGGCAAAUCGGCCCGGUUCCGUAACCUCGACGAGUUUCACAGGUAUUGCCAUGAGGGUUUGAGGAACAACCUCGAAGUCUGGCAAGAAUGUCGACCGCUGCUUCAUGGGUUCACUUCUGCUCAAUGAUUCGAAAAGGGAAGGGUUCGAUUCUGAGAUCCAUGGACUUCUUUCGCGAGGCGAAUUUCGUGAUCUGGAAUUAGAUCCAGUGAGUAGCAGGAGCUGAGCAAGCUUGUCAGGGCAAAGCAAAGCCGGUGCCGGCGGGUGGAACUGUGGGUUUUAUGAGGGCCAUCGGAGUUUCCGAUUGCAAGCUCGUUCGAAAUUUUUUCGGAACGGAACAACUGACAAUGUUUGGAGAUCCUCAGACCCAUUGUCUUUGAUCGGAAUUCUUGUGGAGCCUCCCGCUCGCCAAGGAACUCGAGUGCUCGAUUCACAAUAGCUAAUCACUGUAAUGAGCCCCAGAACGGCGAGGAGAUAAAGAUUAAAGAGGCACGAGUUAUCUUUACAACAGCUAAUUCUCUGGGGCGAACAUCAAUGACGCUAUUUUUGUAAAUAUCAUUUUUUUUGGAGGAAAUUUUAUUGAUGAUGAGAAUCAGUUAAACUGUAGAUAAAUUUGAAUUUUCAAGUCUUUAAACCAUGGGCAAUGGCUUCAUUUCA
Messenger RNA from Neltuma alba, 975 nucleotides. RefSeq names its product auxin-induced protein 6B-like. The transcript has a single exon. The record is from RefSeq and is a predicted model, not a curated record. The coding region runs from base 1 to 447 and encodes 148 amino acids. Lineage: Eukaryota; Viridiplantae; Streptophyta; Magnoliopsida; Fabales; Fabaceae. Gene Ontology annotation, biological process: response to auxin.